CGCGCAACGCACGCUGACGCACACAUUCAAGCUGGGAAUUUCAUAAACACAGCCCAAUCUUCUCCUGCCGUCACCGGGGAGGAGGCGGGCUGCUAGUUGAAGGGGGAGAAGGUCCAGACAGGAGCCGGGCAUGUUCAAACAUAUCCAGGCAGACCAGCCUACCAACCAGGACGGAGCGCUGUCUUAUAUUCCCAAACUUUAUGACAUAGAUAUAUGUUUUUAUCAUCAUAUGCUAUAACUCCGAUCGGUAUGUUUUCAUGAGGGACGUUGAUACGGUAAGACACGCGAUGUGUAUUUAACAGAUUCAUCUUGAAACACACCGCUGCUGAGGAUCACUUGUCUAGAGUUUUGUACUGAAGACCUUCCCUCCGCGGGGCCAUGUCGUUCUCGGCCAAAGUGAUGAGAGACGGGCUGCUGGAGAAGCGCAGCAGCGGGCUUCUCCAGCUGUGGAAGAAGAAGCGUUGCGUGCUCACUGAGGACGGGCUGCGCUUGCACAACUGCAAAGGAGGCGGCGGCGGCGGCGGUGAUGCUACGGAUUUGGCGUGGAGCUCCAAAGCCAAGGAACUUCGUUUUGAGCGUAUGGCCACUGUGGACUGUGUGGAGUACAAGCGAGGGCUGGUAUACUUCACCGUGGUAAUGGUUACGGGCAAGGAAAUUGACUUUCGGUGUCCGCAGGACGGCACGGCGUGGAACGCAGAGAUUGCUCUGGCUUUGGUGCGCUAUAAGAACCUACAGGCCGUGCAGACCGGGAGAAAUCGGCACCUGUCCACAGGACACCUGGGCAGCACUGGGGAAGAUGAGGAGCUCUGAUUUGAUGAAGUCUUCCUGCUUCAUUGGAGGAAACAGGGGCACAGAUCGCCAGAUCAGGAGGAUGCACAGAAAGGUCAUCAGUGAAUAUGGAACAAAUGACCAAGAAGUGUCGCUGAAACUCGUCUCGUCUUCCGUUAUUCACACAUAGUCACACAAACUAUAGGAAUCUGAUAAACCGUGGAUUAAGACCCCAUUUCUGUCCUGACCUCAUUGCUUAAGGACAAUAUGGAAAAUCCUGCAUAAGGAAAAGUUGUUGUUCUUUUGAGCUGAGAUACUGUUUACCCUUUGUGCCUUGAUGUUUCAAUAGUAUCUUCAUUUUGGAACAAUAUUUGACCCUGCUCAAACAGGAGUCACUUUGUUCUGCAGUCUUACUUUUGAAGGAACAGUUUUAAAUUACUCUGAAAACUUUAAGUUACAGAAUGAACAGAUCUUUGAGGUUUUCUAAAGAUGGAAAUGAAGUAUUUUUGUUUCUAUAUAUAUUGCACUCUGUAUACUACAUAUUUGAUUAAACCAUGUAUAGUAUUACAACUGUAAAAUAAUAAUAAUAAAUGUUUUUUUAAUCCAGAUUUUCUGGACAUAUUAUA
Messenger RNA from Archocentrus centrarchus (flier cichlid), 1394 nucleotides. RefSeq names its product pleckstrin homology-like domain, family A, member 3 (gene phlda3). NCBI's taxonomy places the organism in Eukaryota, Metazoa, Chordata, Actinopteri, Cichliformes, Cichlidae. Bases 379 to 810 code for a protein of 143 amino acids. Gene Ontology annotation, biological process: positive regulation of apoptotic process. Gene Ontology annotation, molecular function: phosphatidylinositol phosphate binding. The transcript has 2 exons. The record is from RefSeq and is a predicted model, not a curated record.